This is a messenger RNA of Ixodes scapularis (black-legged tick), 921 nucleotides long. Its product is annotated as protein ALP1-like. The transcript has 5 exons. Lineage: Eukaryota; Metazoa; Arthropoda; Arachnida; Ixodida; Ixodidae. The record is from RefSeq and is a predicted model, not a curated record. The coding region runs from base 153 to 719 and encodes 188 amino acids.
CGGAGCUCUUUGGACCUCGUAACAAGAGACCCAAGAUCGAGGAUUACAUCGAGCGAACGGUUCACGUCUACUGGGACGAGGAGUUCCGUCGGAACUUUCGCAUCUCGAGGCGAACAGCCUACAAGCUGAUCGACGAGUUUGCGGCGUCUCCUAUGUACCCCGCUGCCGAUCACGGAGGAUCGCCAGCGAAGAGCGCAGAGGAGCACCUGCUGUCAUUUCUCUGGUACGCGGCUAACAAAGCAUGCAUCAGAGACGUUGCCGGACGUUUCAACCUGGGUGAGAGCACGCUUCACGGCAUGAUGGAUCGAGUUCUGGAUUUCGUCCUGAGCAUCGGACCGCGCCUCAUCAAGUUCCCCGAGGAUCUGGAGCGCCUGUCAAGAGACUUUGAAGAGGUAUCCGGUGUCCCUGGCACAAUUGGGUGCAUCGAUGGGUCAUACAUCGCCAUUGAGUGCCCAGCCAAAAAGAUCCGGUCAACUUACGUCAACCGGCAUGGUUACCCGUCGUUGACACUCCAGGCAAUCUGUGACCGCCACAAGCGGUUCCUGGAUGUAACUACUGGACACCCAAGCAAGGUCCAUGAUGCCAGGGUGUAUCGAACAUCAAGCAUUGCAGACAAGCUACCAGAGAUCUGCCGCAGGAGCCAGUACCACAUCCUCGGCGAUGCGGCCUCAUAUUGCCACCCCUCCACAUUCCCCGUUCAUGCAACAUGCAAGCCCUGAAUAAAAAGUUGAAAUGAGGACAUCAUAGUGAGAUCUGGCUUUCUUAGGGAAAAGUAGAUUUUUGAAUUAGAAUCUGGACAUAGCUUUUUAUGCCAACAUGGCCCCAAAGAAUCAAUCUCCCCAAUGUUCUGCCCCCUUUCUCUAGCCAAGCGGGGAAAAAAAGAGUGUAGAAUGACAUCACUUACAGCCAGCGUUCUUUGUU